Messenger RNA from Miscanthus lutarioriparius, 4110 nucleotides. The record is from the annotation of a GenBank genome assembly. NCBI's taxonomy places the organism in Eukaryota, Viridiplantae, Streptophyta, Magnoliopsida, Poales, Poaceae.
AUGGGGUUAUCCCGCAUCUGGGGUGAAUAUUCGCAAGAGGACGUCCCAAUUGCUCCUCGCCUCGGAUCCAAACACCACGGAAAUAGGUGCCGUCCCAUCCCAUGCCAGUUCGUCCCCUCGUCCAAACACACGUUCUUCGUCUCCUCCUGCGGUGGCGGCCGCCGGCGAUCCCUGAUCGGCGACACUCAGAGGGCCAAUCUAGCAACAAUGUCAUCGCUUCAGUUAUUGCAACUAACAGAGCGCGGGCGCAACCUUUUGUCUUCAAGAAGGAGAACAAUUGCAAUUUUUUCUGGGGCAGUACUUGCUGGUGGAACUUUGGCAUAUGCCCAGUCAGGUCGAUGGAAAAAGCAUCAGGAAGUAAAUUGUUGCAGUGAUGCAAACUCACAUAGCAGUAAUAACGGAAGAACUAGUCAGAACGGAAUUGAUGGUAAAUUGGUGAAAACAAGGAAAAAGAAAAGUGGACUGAAGUCCUUACAUUUUCUGGCUGCUAUUUUACUUAAGAAGAUUGGCCCAAAUGGAACGAAUUACCUUAUUGGCUUGAUAUUAACAGCAGUCUUGCGUACAGCUGUUGGCCACAGAUUAGCAAAAGUACAAGGGUAUUUAUUCAAAUCUGCAUUCCUUCGGCGUAUUCCGACCUUUACACGUCUCAUUAUUGAAAAUCUUCUUCUAUGCUUUCUCCAAUCCACGUUAUAUCAGACGUCAAAGUACUUAACAGGGUCCUUAGGCUUGCGCUUCAAAAAAAUCUUGACAGAUCUUGUCCAUGCUGAUUAUUUUGAGAACAUGGUAUACUACAAGAUCUCACAUGUUGAUCAUCGGAUCUCAAACCCAGAGCAAAGGAUUGCAAGUGACAUACCAAAGUUCUGCUCAGAAUUAAGUGACCUUGUACAGGAUGAUCUGGCUGCAAUUGUAGAAGGGUUAAUAUACACCUGGCGCCUGUGCUCUUAUGCAAGUCCAAAAUAUGUAUUAUGGAUUCUGGCAUAUGUUAUAGGCGCUGGUGGUACAAUUAGAAAAUUUUCUCCUGCUUUUGGCAAACUGAAGUCUACAGAACAACAGCUAGAGGGAGAAGCAUCACAUAUUAAGCAGCGGUUCCGGGCACUUGUUAAACACUUGAAUGUUGUUCUUCAUGAAAACUGGUGGUUUGGCAUGAUUCAAGAUUUUCUUCUGAAGUAUCUUGGUGCCACUGUGGGAGUUAUCCUAAUUAUUGAACCUUUCUUUGCGGGGAAUCUUAAACCUGAAUCAUCCACCUUAGGAUGGGCAGAGAUGUUGAGCAAUCUCCGAUACCACACCAGCGUGAUAAUGUCACUGUUUCAAUCUCUUGGAACCCUUUCUAUUGGUUCAAAGCGCUUAAAUAUUCUCAGUGGCUAUGCUUAUCGUAUUCAUGAAUUACUGGAUGUCUCGCGUGAGCUAUCUGGUGGCCGUGAUAGAUUGAUUACUCAAAAUUCCUCUGAUGGAAAUUAUAUCAGCGAGGCAAAUUAUAUAGAGUUUUCAGGUGUAAAGGUGGUGACACCUUCUGGGAAUGUCUUGGUUGAUAAUUUGAACCUUCAUUUGGAGUCAGGCUCUAAUCUGUUGAUCACUGGUCCUAAUGGUAGUGGAAAAAGCUCCCUUUUUCGUGUUCUUGGUGGUCUGUGGCCGAUGGUAUCUGGUCAUAUUGUCAAACCUGGUGUUGGUUCCAAUCUCAACAAGGAAAUAUUUUAUGUGCCCCAGAGACCAUAUACAGCAGUUGGAACACUUCGCGACCAGUUAAUCUAUCCGCUCACAGCAGACCAAGAGAUUGAACCACUCAGCUAUGGUGGCAUGGUGGAUCUUCUAAAGAAUGUUGAUCUGGAAUACUUGCUAGAACGCUAUCCUCUUGACAAGGAAGUUAACUGGGGUGAUGAAUUGUCUCUUGGUGAGCAGCAAAGAUUAGGAAUGGCUAGACUGUUCUAUCAUAAGCCAAAGUUUGCUAUCCUGGAUGAAUGCACUAGUGCUGUGACAACUGAUAUGGAAGAGCGCUUCUGCAAAAGGGUUCGAGCAAUGGGCACAUCAUGCAUAACAAUAUCUCACCGUCCAGCAUUAGUUGCAUUUCAUGAAAUUGUUUUGUCCUUAGAUGGUGAAGGAGGCUGGAAUAUUCAGGACAACAGAAAUGGUUCUUCCUUCUCUCCUGAAGUUGAGUUUGAUGUGCUGAAGUCAUCAGAAACUGAUCGCAAGUCUGAUGCACUUACUGUUCAAAGGGCUUUCAUCACCAGCACAAAGGGCAAUGCAUCAAUGAAGUCCAAGAAGCAGUCCUAUUCAACAGAGGUCAUAGCAUCUUCCCCCACUAUGGAGAUAGAACAUACAGUACGAUCACCUAUUGUCACACAAUUGCAAUGCUCUCCAAGACCUUUGCCUGUCAGAGUUGCUGCAAUGUCUCAAAUACUGGUUCCAAAGCUAUUUGAUAAGCAAGGAGGUCAGCUGCUUGCAGUGGUACUGCUUGUAUUCUCCCGCACUUGGAUUUCAGAUCGUAUAGCUUCAUUGAAUGGAACAAGUGUCAAGUAUGUCUUGGAGCAGGACAAAGCUGCCUUCAUUCGUUUGGCUGGCAUCAGUGUGCUGCAAAGUGCAGCAAAUUCCAUCGUGUCACCCUCACUGAGAAAUCUUACUUCAAGAAUUGCCCUUGGAUGGCGGAUUCGCAUGACCAACCAUCUGCUUCAAUAUUAUUUGAAAAGAAAUGCUUUUUACAAGGUAUUCAACAUCUCGGGUAUGAGUAUGGAUGCAGACCAAAGAAUGACACAUGAUGUAGAGAAGUUGACCAAUGAUCUUGCUGGCUUGCUUACCGGUAUGGUGAAGCCACUAGUUGAUAUUAUUUGGUUUACAUGGAGAAUGAAGCUUUUGUCUGGGCGAAGAGGGGUUGCUAUACUGUAUGCUUACAUGUUCCUAGGUCUUGGUUUUCUAAGAGCUGUGUCCCCUGACUUUGGUGAUCUUUCAAACCAAGAACAAGAACUUGAAGGCACAUUCAGGUUCAUGCACUCAAGAUUGCGGACGCAUGCUGAGUCAAUAGCUUUCUUUGGUGGUGGAUCAAGGGAGAAAGCUAUGAUUGAUGCAAAAUUCACGACAUUGCUCAACCACUCGAAGGUUCUGUUGAGAAAAAAGUGGCUUUAUGGUAUUUUUGAUGAUUUUGUGACGAAACAGCUUCCUCAUAAUGUGACAUGGGGGCUGAGUAUGUUAUAUGCUUUGGAGCACAAGGGAGACCGAGCUUUGACUUCAACUCAAGGAGAGUUGGCACAUGCUCUGAGGUUCUUGGCAUCUGUGGUGUCACAAAGCUUCAUAGCGUUUGGUGAUAUUCUUGAGUUACACAAGAAGUUCCUUGAACUCUCUGGUGGUAUUAAUAGAAUAUUUGAGCUUGAGGAGCUUCUACAGGCAUCACAAAGCAAUCCUGUCGUGCCUUCUGAUGCUAUAAAUGCCACUUCCGAAGAAAUAAUUUCCUUCCGUGGCGUGGAUAUUGUAACACCAUCACAAAAGCUAUUGGCUAGCCAAUUGUCUUGUGAUGUAUCUCAAGGGAAAAGCCUUCUUGUGACUGGUCCAAAUGGUAGCGGAAAGAGUUCCAUUUUUAGGGUGCUUCGAGGUUUGUGGCCCAUUGCUUCCGGUAGUCUUACCAAACCAUCAGAAGGAAUUUUUAAUGUUCCUCAACGUCCAUAUACUUGUCUUGGAACCUUGAGGGAUCAGAUCAUAUACCCUCUCUCACAUGAGGAGGCAAAGUUGAAGAUGCUGUCAUACGAAACAAGUGACGAGUCUACAGCUUCCAAGAUGUUGGAUGAUCACCUGAAGACGAUUCUAGAGAAUGUUCGCUUGGUGUAUCUUCUAGAAAGAGAAGGUUGGGAUGCUACUCCUAACUGGGAAGAUAUUCUAUCCUUGGGAGAACAGCAGAGGCUGGGGAUGGCUCGUCUGUUCUUUCACUGUCCUAAAUAUGGCAUCCUCGACGAAUGCACCAAUGCCACAAGUGUGGACGUUGAGGAGCAUCUGUACAGGCUAGCAACCAACAUGGGCAUAACAGUGAUCACAUCCUCACAAAGACCUGCUCUGAUCCCCUUCCAUUCCUUGGAACUGAAACUCAUUGAUGGUGAAGGAAAGUGGGAGCUUUGUUCCAUCCACCAAUAA